GAGCGACACCAGGAUAUCCGGCGGCCCGUCCGCGCGCAGGGCUGUGCGGCACGCACCCUGGCUUCUGGGGCCCUGACCGCCAAGCCUGAUCCAGAGCAGCAGCGCCACCGGGACGGCACUGGCGACAAAUUUCAGGUCGCGCGGCCCCCUGACCUCGGCGUCCGCAGGGUGGCGAAUACGUCCCCGGGGCCCGGGGGCGGGGCGGCCUGGAGGGGGCGGGGGUAGUGCGCAGGGAGCAGCCAAUCCGCUCCGCCCUCGUCUCCGCCCCCGACCUUGCAGCGCCUGGCCGGUAGCCGCGGGCGGGGGCGGGCAUCGGCUCUGGUGCCUAGGUCAGUGAAGGUGCCUCCAGGUCCAGGCCCUCGCCAUGGCCUCCCCGGGGCCGCCGCAGCCCCCGGCCGAGGACGCGCCCUGGCCUGUGCGCCUCUUGCGCGCGUCUCCUGGGCUGCUGCGGCUGGACGCGAGCGGCGGCGCGUUGCUGCUGCUACUGCUGGGCGGCCUCUUGGCACUGCUCGGCCAGAGCUGGCAGCGGCGGCGGCACCGAAUGCGGGGCAUCCCUCCCGGGCCCGCGCCCUGGCCGCUGGUGGGCAACAUCGGCCACGUCCUGGUACCACCCUUCCUGUGGCGUCAGGGCUGGAUUCGCCGACCGGCGAGGGCCGCAGGGAUGGGUCCCACGGGCCUGGACCCGCAGGUGUUCCUGGCUAAUCUGGCACGCGUGUAUGGCAACAUCUUUAGCUUUUUCAUCGGCCACUAUCUGGUGGUGGUGCUCAGCGACUUCCACAGCGUGCGCGAGGCGCUAGUGCAGCAGGCCGAGGUCUUCAGCGACCGGCCGCGGGUGCCGCUCAUCUCCAUCGUGACCAAGGAGAAGGGGAUUGUGUUUGCGCAUUACGGUCCCGUCUGGAGGCAACAGAGGAAGUUCUCUCACUCAACUCUUCGGCACUUUGGCUUAGGAAAGCUUAGCCUGGAGCCCAAGAUUAUUGAGGAGUUUAAAUAUGUGAAAGAGGAAAUGCAGAAGCAUGGAGAAUCCCCCUUCAGCCCUUUCCCCAUUGUCAGCAAUGCCGUCUCCAACAUCAUUUGCUCCUUGUGCUUUGGCCAACGCUUUGACUACACCAAUAGUGAGUUUAAGAGAAUGCUUGACUUCAUGUCCCGAGGGUUGGAAAUCUGCCUGCACAGCCAGCUCCUCCUGAUCAAUAUAUGCUCCUGGUUUUAUUACCUUCCCUUUGGGCCAUUUAAAGAAUUGAGACAAAUCGAAAAGGAUAUAACCAGUUUUCUUAAGAAAAUCAUCAAAGACCAUCAAGAGUCUCUGGAUAGAGAGAACCCUCAGGACUUCAUAGACAUGUACCUUCUCCACACAGAAGAAGAGAGGAAAAACAACAGCAACAGUAGUUUUAAUGAAGAUUACUUAUUUUAUAUCAUUGGGGAUCUCUUCAUUGCUGGGACUGAUACCACAACUAACUCUUUGCUUUGGUGCCUGCUGUAUAUGUCACUAAACCCCGAUGUACAAGAAAAGGUUCAUGAAGAAAUUGAAAGGGUCAUUGGUCCUGACCGAGCCCCUUCCCUCACAGACAAGGCCCAGAUGCCCUACACAGAAGCCGCCAUCAUGGAGGUGCAGAGGCUGACCGCGGUGGUGCCGCUCGCCAUCCCUCACAUGACCUCUGAGGAAACAGUGCUCCAGGGGUACACCAUUCCCAAAGGCACAGUGAUUAUACCCAACCUGUGGUCCGUACACAGAGAUCCAGCCAUUUGGGAGAAACCAGAUGAUUUCUACCCUGGUCGAUUUCUGGAUGAUCAAGGACAGCUUAUCAAGAAGGAGACCUUUAUUCCUUUUGGGAUAGGGAAGCGGGUAUGUAUGGGAGAGCAACUGGCAAAGAUGGAAUUAUUCUUGAUGUUUGUGAGCCUAAUGCAGAGUUUCAAAUUUGCUCUACCAAAGGAUUCUGAGAAACCCGUCCUGACUGGAAGAUUCGGUCUAACUUUAGCCCCACAUCCAUUUAAUGUAAUCAUAUCCAAGAGAUAAAGAGCAUCUCCAGGAAGAGAUGGUACACAGAUACGUAAAUGUGUGCCCUUGUUAGCAGACUGUUCCCACUGCACCCAACAAUGGAUCCAGCAGCUCCGCGGAUCCAGUUGGACUCAGAGAGAGACGAGAGGGGGUGGAGCCUGUGGACGCGUUCCUCUUGGAGGAUUCCUCAGCAGAAUACUUCAGCCAUCUUAGUCAUGCGUUUCUGUGACUUACCAAAGAGGUGGGGACUUCAGCCACAGCAGCUUCCACCCAUGAGCCUGUCUUCCCAUCUCUCAGUGCCUCAGGCAACUCAUGCUCAAAUGGGGGUCAGAACUUGCCUUCUCUCUACCUCUCAGCAUUAAGGAAGCUCUGUUGCCUCGAUUCUUUUUCUGACAGCACCAACAUGCCAUUACAUUCAGGUGGAGGAUCUUCCUGCUGGAACGUUAAGUAAGGUCUGUGACAAAGUGAAAGUGGUGUUCAGCCUUGAACAUUUGGUCACAGAGGGAUGUAGCUUCAGAUUAGAGGGAGGUAGAACUUCUUGUUUCAGCACAAAUUCUAUGGCAGUUUCUUUGAUUUGUUCUGUUAUUUUUGUGUUUAUGAUUUUAGUUCUUAUUCUUUGUAGACAUGGGAAGCAGCGGACCCUUGCCCAGUAUAGUAAGAAAAAGAGAAAUUAGCAUUUUGAAAAAUUCCCUAUCAAGUUAUUAUCUAAAUUUAUAUGUCUACCUUUCCAUUCAACGACAUGGACAGUGAACCUGAACAAGCAAGCGACUUCAUGUCAUGGCAAAUUCCUUUCUUCAGAGCUCAUUUGCAGAGAUGCAGCUCUGCCUUUUGUCUUGAGCCCUGGAUGGUGAGCUGGGGGAAUUAGAUAGUGGGAUUCAUCGGAAGAGUCUUCCUCCAAGCUCCACUGAACAUUCCUUUCCAGUAUUCCCCUCCACCAGGCACAAGGUGCCUGAUGCUUGAUUCUCUCCAAGAUAAGAAAGCAUGCUUACUCUCUGUUAAGAGAAUUAAAUGGCUUCUUAAUAAAGAAGACCCCUUUGGAACAAACAGUUCUCAACAAGGGUACUAACCCCUUUUAGGUGCUGCCUAGAGAGGUAUGCAUGCAUUUUUGGGUUAUAGUGAUAGGGGUUCUACUGGCCUUUCGCUGCCAUUGGCCAGUAUGCUAAAGAAGUCCCAUACAAUGGAGAACUGUCCUGCCCAGUAUGGCAGCGUUGCCCCCAGAGAGCACAUGCUGUACAGAAUUCUGCCUUUCCCCUUGUUCUCCCGUGGUAGUCUCGAUGUAGUCAUCAUCAUGGUGAUACCAUGAGCCACUAUACUUUUGAGCCCUCCCUUAUCUUGGCACCUUACUUAAUGCUGUAAUUGUGGCCUUAGUAAUUCUUGGCACAAAUUCUAUUGAGGGGGCCCUUUUGUAGCUGAUGGAGCUGUGGCUCAGAUACGUUAGGGCACACAGUUUAAAAAGAACCAUUGCUGAGUUUCAAGAAUAUGGCUCUUUGUGACUGGACGCACGUUCUGAACCACUUCGUGGCCCUGCUGCCAUUUGAUCUGUAGCCGUCUACUCCCCAUGGCUGGUGCCGUAGCAGCAUGCAUCCGUCUUCCUCCCAGACUGAGCCCCUGGAUGCGAGGGUGUUGUGCUGUUGCUUCCCCCACAGCCUUGUUCUUAGAGGAUGCCCAAGCAACGUGUGAAUGACUUUUAAAAGUGUACUUAAGGGGAAAAGUCCACCCUAUUUGAAUAACUACACACUGCAUUUUUAUUACUUAAAGGAAAUAAGAAACCAGUGUGUGUUAUUUAUGUAAAUUAAACCAGUUUUAAAUGCUGGACUCUUGAUCAUCAUUUCAAGCAACCAUUUUACUGCACUUGCAUACCUUUAUUUUAUCAGAGAGGCAGACUGAGCUCUCAUCUGCUGGUUCAAUCCUCAAAUGCCUGGGAUCUGGGAACUCAGUCUAGGUCUCCUUCAUGGAUAACAGAAACUCAAGUACUUGACCCAUCACCUACUGCCUCCCAAGCUGUGCCUUAGCAGGAAGCUGGAGUUGGAAGCACAGCUGGGAAUCAAUGCAGACAUUCAAAUGACAUCUUAACCAUUGUGCCAAAUGCCCAUCCUAACAAUAAGCAUUUUAAACAAACUUAGAAUGACGCCUUACUUGUUUAAAUAUGAGUGUAGCACAAAAUGUAAGCUUCCAGUGCGAAGUCUAAGCCACAUCCAUGGGCUUCUCGCUUCCCUAAACGAGGCAAGCAGCUACAGCAGUCCCCCUAAUCCUUGGGGAGGCAUUCCGAGAGCCCCAGUGGAUGCCUGAAACUGUGGGUAAUGCUGCAAGUUCGCUCUGUAUGUACUGUAUUUUCUCCCUAUAGAUGCAUAUCUAGGGUAAAAUUUAAUUUAUAUUAGGCACAGAUAAGAGAGUAAAACAAUAAGACAAUGGAACAAUUAUAACAGAUACUGUAAUGAAUUUGCCAGCAUUGCUACUCUUGUACUUUGGGGCCAUUAAAUAAAAUGGAAGUUACUUGAACACAUGCGGUGUGAUAGCUGAUAUCAAUUUGAUGACCAGUGUAGUUACUAUGGAAUUAUGUGAUGGCUGGCAUUUAUGGUGCGUAUAUUCCAGACAAAGGGAUGGUGCACAUCCUGGGAGGGAUGGCAUGAGAUCUCAACAUGCUUCUCUGAACAACGUGCAAUUUCAAAUGUAUGAACUGUUUGUUUCUGGAAUAUUCCAUGUAAUAUUCUCAAAUCACCACAGACUGAGGGUCAUUGGAAACCCUGAAAAGCAAAGCCAUAUAAUAAUAGACACUGCUGUGCUGCUGUCCGUGUGGCUAAUGAGCCAGAGUGGUGGCUUCUUUGAGAAUUACAUGAAAAAGAGAAGAUGGAGCUCUGAACGUGAGCACUUCACCUAGAAAGGCCUCUGGUGGGUGACGGAUCUGCUGUGUCAGACCAGUGGAGAAGCCAGAUCUCCUCAUCUGACACCUUCGUCUGUCAUUCCCCACACUUAGGUAGUCAGGUCUUCAUAUCCUACAAAUGGAAGCCCAAGGCCAAGUUGAAUGCACAGCCAGACUUUGCCUUUGCUUUAGCAUGUUCCUAGGCAGACUUCUGUGUUUGUAGGCAGAAAUGGAAAUGACACCUGCCUCAUUAAAAUACAAGGGAAAGAAGAAAAAAAAGAGGAUAUUAUAAAAUCAAGUAUCAAUUGGUCUCUUAACUCUACAUUCUUUGUGUUAUCUACUAAAUUGCUUUUUUGCCUUUUGUAACUGAAAUUGGGCAUUUUCAAAAUAGAUGAAGUACAGGCUAAUCUUGAGAUACCUUGAGGAUUUUUGUUUUCCUACAGAAGCAAAGCGAACAGGCUAAAUGCAGAGGAGUUGAGUGAAUGCAGAAGCUGCAGACUUCAGAUGAGUGGAUGUGUGUGUGGACCUCCCUGUGUCUCUGGAAGGACAGUUUGUUCCUUAUAUGAAAUCUGUAUGCUUUUGACUUGCACUAAUAAAUAAGUAUUAUCAAGGUUAUUUUUCCUCAAUUUAUACAUGCAUUUUCCAGAAUUCUAACCAAAGAGUUUGUAGCUUACUUGAUUUUAAAAAGUUUCUGCUUUUGUGAGAUGUUGAAAUUAGAAGUUUAUGAAACUUUUAUAAGCACAGUGGUUCAAACUAUUGUACUUGAAAAUAAUCCAUGGUAAAUCACUGACAGGACUGCUAAUGCAUUUCUCACACAUGUUGGCAUUUUAUGAUUUUGCACUUCAUGCUUUAUUUGAAAUGUAAAAAUAAUUAUAUUUUGUUUUAUAAAUCUGCUUAACCUCUAACUCUUAAUCCUCAUCUUUUGCAGUUUUCGAUGGUUUAAUUAAACUUUAUUUUAACUGUGACAUUCUCAUUUCUGGAUUUUUUUUUGUUUUAUACUUUUUUCUUUGUUGGACAAAAUUUUAUUUUACCAAAUGGCAAGUUAGAAAAUGGAAGAGGAAACAGAUCCCCCCAAAGAGAGAUGAUCACAAUAUAACAAAAGGCAAGGUCUUUAGAAAGAUAAUUCUUUUAAAAUAGCCUCCUAGAGGGGAUGGCACUGUGGCAUAGUGAGUAAAGCCACACAGCCUGCAGCACUGGCAUCCCAUAUGGGCAACGGUUCGAGUCCUGGCUGCUCUGCUUCUGAUCCAACUCCCUGCUAAUGCCCCUGGGAAAGCAGUGGAAGAUGGCCCACAGUGCUUGGUUCUCUGCAUCCAUGUGGGAGACCUGGCUGAAACUUCCGGCUCCUGGCUUCAGCCUGGCCCAUCCCUGGCCAUUGUGGCCAUUUGGGGAGUGAACCAGAGGGUGGAUGACCUCUUCCUCUCUCUGCCUCUGCCUCUCCCUCUCUGUGGUUUCAACUUUCAAAUGAGUGUAUUAAUCUUAAAGAAAGAAAAAGAAAGGAGGAGGGGAGAGAAAGAAAAAGAAAAAAAAAGAAAGAACAAAGAGAAAGAAAAGAAAGAGAAAGAAAGAAAAAGCAAGCAAGCCUGUCAGCGUUACUCCAACAAGUUACAGAGGAGCCACGUCCAUGACCAGCACUGAGCUAGGUAGAUCAAUACACCCCAUUGUGACAAGGCAGUGUUAAAGGAGUCUAAGGAAUGGUACCCCAAAAUUGGCACCUUGGGCUCCUGAUUAUUAUAAGCUGUAGGCAUUUGGGGAUCAGCAUGCUGGAUGAGGCUCUUCUGAAGUGCCUGGUCACUUAAAGACUGGAUCUGCCAAAGUGCUUACCCAGUGGCCUUCAGUCUUUGUGCCGAAGUAUCAUUAACCAAGGGAUAUGGAACGUGUAUGUCAGAGGGAGAGAUGGAAAAUCAAAUACCACAUCGAUCCCUUAUCUGUUCUUUGGGCCCAUCAUUCCCCUAAAAUUCAGUGACUAAGCCCUCUAAAUUGCCUCCCUCCACUGAAUAAGGGUGUGUGAGCCUCUGAACUCACUGGACUAUUGGGUGUUCGCCUUCCUGUGAUGUCCCUGUGGGCGUCAAUAAAUUCAUAUGUGUUCCUCCUGCUAGCCUGUCCAUUGCUGGCUUCUUUCAACAGAAAGGGUCAAACCAUCAGAAGUGUAGGGAAGAAAAUCCCCAGCUCAGGGAAAAGAGAUUUUUAAUUCCUGAGCCCCUUGUUGCCUAGGGGUGAGCCCCCACCAGCAUUUCCAUCUGCCACUGCCUCCCCACGUGCAUUAGCAGGGAGCUGGACCAGAAGCAGAGCAGCUGGGACGUGACUGGCGCUCCUAUAUGGGAUGCUGGGUUCACAAUUGACAGUUUAACCUGCUGCGCCAUAGCUCCAGCCCCUAAUCUAUGUUUUUUAUGAAUUACUCUGUUUUACAAUUUCUAGGACUCAAGUAAGCAUGUCAGCAUCUACAAUGGAAGUGUAUUUGCUUGUCAUAGUUCUCCUAAUAGGGUUCCAGUUUCUCUAGAGGAAAUUUAAGAAUGUGCAGCAAGAUUUUAAAAGAAUUUAUUCCUAAAUGCAGAGUGAUAGCCUAAAUCGGAUUCUGGAACAGGACACUGGUGUCAGUGGAAAAGCUGGUGAAUCCAAAAGAAACACAUAGUUCAGCUAAUAGGAUUCUGACAAUGUUAAUUUCUUAGUUUUUGUUUGACAGGUAGAGUUAGACAGUGAGCGUGAGAGACGGAGAGAAAGGUCUUCCUUCCGUUGGUUCACCCCGCAAAAGGCUGCUACGGCCGGCGCUGCGCCGAUCCAAAGCCAGGAUCGAAGUGCUUUCUCCUGGUCUCCCAUGCAGGUGCAGGGGCCCAAGCACUUGGGCCAUCCUCCAUUGCCUUCCCGGGCCACAGCAGAGAGCUGGACUGGAAGAGGAGCAACCGGGACUAGAACCCGGCGGCCAUAUGGGAUGCCAGUGCCACAGGUGAAGGAUUAACCAAGUGAACCACAGCACCAGCCCCAAUUUCUUAGUUUUGACAAAUUAAUCAUGAUUAUAUAAGAUGUCAAAAGUAGGGGAAGGAAGGGUGGGGGUGGGUGCAGCAGGUUACACCUGCCACUUGGGACACACAUCCAUGUCCAGUAUUGGUUCAAAUCCUAGCUACUUCCCCUCUGAUUCAGCUCCCUGCUAAUUCAUCCCGGGAGGCAGCAGGUAAUGGCUCAAGUACUUGAGUUUCUGCCAGCUGCAUGGGAGACCAGCAUGGAAUUCCUGGCUCCUGGCUUUGUGUUGCUCCAGCACUGGCUUUUGUGGCCAUUUGAAGCAUCAACCAGCAAAUGGAAGAUCUUUCUCUGUUACUCUCUGUCUUUCAAAUAAAUAAAAUAAAUACAUCAUUUACAAAAACCAUUAGAAGCUGGGUGAAAGGCAUAUGGGGACUCCGUGUACCAUCUUUGAAAUUUUUCUAUAAUGCAAACAUUACAAAAUUUAAAAAUAGUUGAGGGGCCAGCGGUGUGGUGCAGUGUGUUAAGCCUCCACUUGUGGUGCCGGCAUCCCACAUGGGCGCCAGUUCAGGUCCCAGCUGCUCCUCUUCCGAUACAGCUCUCUGCUGUGGCCUGGGAAAGCAGUAGAAAAUGGUCCUAGCCCUUGGGCCCCUGCAACUGCAUGGGUGACCCAGAGGAGACUCGUGGCUCCUGGCUCCUGGCUUUGGAUCGGCACAGCUCUGGCCAUUGCAGCCUUUUGGGGAUAGCUAAGUAUACCUUUGGCCCAACAAAUUCUACUUCUAAAUAUUAAUUAACAUAAUUUGAUUAAAAUGGUUUUGAGGAGAGUCACUCAUUGCAGUUUAUAUUUAUUAGGAAAAUGAGUAAGGAAUCCAAAUGCCCAACACCAUGGGCAAUGAACUAGCCAUGUUCACCCAUGCAUAAAAUCAUUAAGAGAAUUGUUCUAGAAUAUCAAGGGUAGGGGACUUUUUCUGCCAUGGGCCAUUUGGAUAUUUACAAUGUUAUUCACAGGCCAUAUAAAAUGAUCAACUUAAAAGUUAGCCUGUUAUGGAUUUAUAGAAUUUCAAGCCCCACCUGUGGUUGUCUUGGUAGAGCCAGAUCAGUUGAUUCUGUGGGCCAUGCGUUCCCUGUCCCUGUAGAUGUUGGGGCAUAGUAGUGAGCAAAACACAGGUCCGUGUUGAGCAGACAGAGGUCAGAAUCUGACUUAUAAUUAACAAGCUUGACUUUUGAUUUCCCCUCAAUUCUUUUCUAGGCUUCUCACAUUUUCUUUAAUGAUCAUCUAUUCCUUUAAGAUUAAAUGAAGGCCAGCACCGCGGCUCAAUAGGCUAAUCCUCCGCUGUGGCGCCGGCACCCCGGGUUCUAGUCCCGGUUGCCCGUCUUCCAGGCCAGCUCUCUGCUGUGGCCUGGGAGUGCAGUGGAGGAUGGCCUAAGUGCUUGGGCCCUGCACCCCAUGGGAGACCAGGAGAAGCACCUGGCUCCUGGCUUCGGAUCAGCACAGUGCACAGGCUGCAGCACGCCGGCUGCGGUGGCCAUUGGAGGGUGAACCAACGGCAAAGGAAGACCUUUCUCUCUGUCUCUCUCUCACUGUCCACUCUGCCUGUCAAAUAAAAUAAAUAAAUAAAUAAAUAAAAAGAUUAAAUGAAGAAUGUUCAUCCAUAUUGUGAAUCGUUUGCCCAUAAGCCAUUGGGUUGUCAUUGUGAUUUCUUUCUGCUCAGAGUCUAUGUAGUUUAUGAUAUUCUAAUACUCAUCUAAAGAAUGAAAGUCUCACUAGCUGUUAUUAUAGCCUAUUGUGCAUUUGUAAUUGAAAACUUUUUUUCAAACUUUUUCUUAUUUUAUUUGAAAGGCUGAGUUACAGAGAGAGAGGGAGACAGAGACUGAGAGAUCUUUCUGGUUCACUCCCCAAACAGCUGCAACAGCCAGAGCUGGGCUGAUCUGAAACCAGGAGCCAGGAGCUUCUUCCAGGUCUCCCAUGUGGGUGAGUGGGCCCAAGCACUUGGGUCAUCUUCCACUGCUUUCCCAGGCCAUUAGCAGGGAGCUGGGCCAGAGUGCAGCAGCUGGGACUUGAACCAGUGCCCAUAUGGGAUGGCAGCACCACAGGUGGAGGCUUUACCCGCUAUGUCACAGCGCUGGCUCCUGAAAACUUCUUUAGUCUAACUUAUGACAGGCUAGGGAUUUUCUUGUUGUUAGAGCUAAAAGAAAGUUCAAUAAUGACCACAUUUAGACUCUUAAUACCGAGACAGAUAGAAAGGUCAGAAGUAGAAUGGCCAGCUCAGUGGUGUCUCAGAUCUAGAACCAAAAUCUACCUGUCCUGACUCCUGAUCUAAUUCCACAAUAAGGUCUAAAAGAACAAGAGCAAAUACAAAAUUUUAAGGAUCCAUUUAAACACCCUAAGUUAGUGUUCCUACAUAUUGUUUAAGGCAUCGAAACUAAAUAAUACUGUUAUAAAUUGUCCAUCAAGUUUAAACUAUUCAUUGAAAAGAUAUGUUGAAUGCCUAGUACUCCCAUCAGCCAAGUACUAUAAAAAUCUUUAAAACAAAGAAUUCUCCUAAAAGAAAAAGCUACACUUAUAGUUGCUUGGAAGUCUUUGCCGUCUCUCUAAGCAUCAGAUUUUAAUGGUUUAUACAAUAUGGAUUGAGAAGGCUCUUUACUGCCCUCUUGUGGAGGAUAGAUCUAUAAAAAUCUUAAAGGAAAACGUUAGAAGUUGAACCAUUUUUCUCAAGGACAUGGGACUUGUGUAGUAUCAUUUAGCUGUAUAAACUGUACAUCUUUUCCACUCUUCCAGUAAGAAAUAUAAUUUUAAGGAAGAUAGUAAAGGCAUGGUUCUUUCAGGAAACAUCCAACCAGGUGCACAGAGGUAAGCUGUAGACAGAACUCCUAAGGGAACAACACGAGGCCUACAGCGGGAUGAAGAGGAGGGGCGUAGCACAACCCAGACCCAAACCCUGCCCCUCCUUGAAGCUGUCAUUUUACCUCUGGUCUUAGUUUCCUCCACUAUCAAAGAUAUGGAAAGCCAACCCUUUACAUCCUUGCAGCCUCCCCAAUGCCCACCUUGGCUGUGUGCUUGCGCUGAUAAUCCCCUCUCUCUGCUCUCCCUCGCUCCCUCCCAAUGCAGCAAGCUGGGGAGUCGCUGGCCAUCCCUCUCCUCCCCACCCCACCCCCACAAGGUCCUUUGCUGCUUCUCCAUGUGGCGUGCUCAGGAAUAAAUGAAGAUGGUGGAAAGUGUAUGCGCUGGGACAGAAGGCACCUAGAUGGAGCCCUGCUCCUGCAGCUGUCUCCUGUGUUCCUUUUGGACAGCACUGGAUGCCUCUGGGCCUUCAUUUUCCCUGUUGCUCUAAGCCACCAAUAAGAACUGGAGCUCCACGGUGAAGGUGAAAUGGCUGUGUGUGAAGCUAGGGCCAGGGAGGUACACGGUGAGCCUUCUAUGCCACAAAUUCAGCAGUUCUGGAGACGGCAGUGAGGGCGUGUUACAGGGUACCUGGAGAGUUUCCCACUGGCCAAAUCUGCUUCAAUUUGAACUCACGAUAAUUAGAGCGAUGAAUUGUACACCUUUUGGAAAUAUUUGAAAUCCAUGAGUCUAUACUGAAAAUAAAACCAAGUAAAGAGCAGACAAAAAUAUAUUUAAUGAAGAUGAUACACAAAUGGCUGAUACACACAGGAAAAGAUGCUCAAUAUCAUUAGUAAUCAGGGAAAUUCAUCAAGUGUCUCUUCAAACACAGUAGCAUGGCUAUAAUAAAAAGAAAAUAAGAUGCUGGUGAAGAUUUGGAGGAAGGGGAUAUUUACAUGUUGCUGCUGGUUAUAUGAAAUGGAGUAGCCAUUUUGGAAAUAGUUUUAUGGUUUCUUAAAAAGUUAAACAUAAACUUUGUACCUCUCAACAGUUUCACUCCUAGGCAUUUACCCCAAUCAGUAGAGCAGAGAGGUAGCUACACCGUCAUGUCGACUGCAGCAUUAUUUGCAACAGCUAAGAUAUGAAAACAACCCAAAUUUGAACAAUGAGCAAAUGAAUAGAGAAAAUGGGACAUACGUAUAG
Molecule: messenger RNA, 11829 nt
Organism: Oryctolagus cuniculus (rabbit)
Lineage: Eukaryota; Metazoa; Chordata; Mammalia; Lagomorpha; Leporidae
Gene: CYP2U1
Product: cytochrome P450 family 2 subfamily U member 1
Biological process (GO): xenobiotic metabolic process
Cellular component (GO): cytoplasm; intracellular membrane-bounded organelle
Molecular function (GO): oxidoreductase activity, acting on paired donors, with incorporation or reduction of molecular oxygen, reduced flavin or flavoprotein as one donor, and incorporation of one atom of oxygen; steroid hydroxylase activity; heme binding
Source: RefSeq, a predicted model, not a curated record